Messenger RNA from Suncus etruscus (white-toothed pygmy shrew), 1386 nucleotides. RefSeq names its product 26S proteasome non-ATPase regulatory subunit 4-like. The record is from RefSeq and is a predicted model, not a curated record. Gene Ontology annotation, cellular component: nucleus; proteasome regulatory particle, base subcomplex; cytosol. Gene Ontology annotation, biological process: proteasome-mediated ubiquitin-dependent protein catabolic process. NCBI's taxonomy places the organism in Eukaryota, Metazoa, Chordata, Mammalia, Eulipotyphla, Soricidae. Gene Ontology annotation, molecular function: polyubiquitin modification-dependent protein binding.
AUGCAACAAAGUGACCACAGCAUCCCUCUGAAGGACCCCAGUAUGAUCAGCUGCAAGCUGGCCUGGAAAGCAUAUCCCAAGGAAAUUUUGAACAGUAGAGAAAACGCAUAUUUCAGCACAUGUAUUCAAUUAGAGCAGAAUGAACUUGAUGCCAUGGAGACCCAGCUUGGCACGGGAGCUACUGGCCUGGUGACCAGGAGAGUCUAUACACCAGGCUGCUGGGGUCAGCUUCGAAGUGUCAUUUGGUCGACUCAGAUCUUUGAUGCAAAGAGGAAACCUCCACAGAAGGGCUUUGGGGAAGCUGAGGGUUUGGGACCAGCCUCCAGGGGCAUUGAGCCCACAGCUCAGGCCCAGCAGGAUGCCUUCAACAUCAUCUGUCACUUUAAGACCCUUAGCAACAACAUGGGCCUCAUCACACUGGCCAAUGAUUGUGAGGUGCUCACCACACUCAUCCCUGACACCAGCCCCAUCCUGUCCACAUUGCACAAGGUCCAGCCAAAGGGCAAGAUCACCUUUUGCACAGGCAUCCAAGUGGCCCACCUGGCCCUGAAGCACUGCCAGGGCAAGAAUCACAAGAUAUGUAUUACUGCCUUUGUGGGGAGCGACACUGAGAAGAAUCUGGUGAAACUCGCCAAGCAUCUCAAGGAGGAGAAAGUAAAUGUCGAGAUGAUCAGUUUUGGGGAAGAGGAGGUGAACACAGAGAAGCUGACGGCCUUUGUGAAUACUUUGAAUGGCAAAGAUGCAACAGGCUCGCAUCUGGUCAUGGUUUCCCCAGGGCCCAGCCUGGCUGACGCCCAUAUCAGUUCAUCCAUGUUGGCUGGUGAAGGCGGUGUCAUGCUGGGUCUUGAUGCCAGUGACUUUGAAUUUGGAGUAGAUCCCAGCAUAGAUCCAGAGCUAACCCUGGCCCUUCGCGUUUCCAUGGAAGAGCAAUGGCAGUGGCAGGAGAAGGAGGCACAGCAGGCAGCUGCAUCCUCGGCAGUGGAGACUGGGAUUCCUACAUUCGGGGCAGAAGACUCUGAUGAUGCACUACUGAAGAUGACCAACAGCCAGCAGGAGUUUGGCCGUGCUGGCCUCUCUGACAUGGGCAACAUGUCUGAGGAGGAACAAAUUGCUUAUGUCAUGCAGAUGUCGCUACGGGGUCCAGAGUUUGGUCAGGCCAAGUCAGCUGACAUGGAAGCCAGUUUAGCCAUCGACACAUCUGAGCCAGCCAAGGAGGAUGAUGAUUAUGACGUGAUGCAGGACCCAGAAUUCCUUCAAUGUGUCCUGGAGAACCUGCCUGGUGUGGACCUCAACAAUGAGGCCAUUCGAAAUGUCAUGGGCUCCCUGGUCUUGCAAACACCCCAGGUCACCAAGGACAAGAAGGAUGAGGAGGAGGACAAGAAGUGA